AUGGGGACUCUCAACCCGAUCAUAGAGGACAUGGAGGACACGGAGAUCAGCAGUUGGAAGGGUGUCUUUCACAGGCAGCGCUCAGGUUCCAGCAGCGGACGCUACCGAUGGUGCUGCUGCCGCUGCUGCCCACGCUUCCGGAGGUUUUCUCUUCACGAACAGUUGUUGUUAUCUCCGGAGGCUGACUCGCUAUCGGCCUCCCCGAGCUGGAAGCUCAAGAGGCUCCAAGAGUCCAUAGACAAUGGCGUCCACGCCCUGGGCGUCGGCUUGGGCGGGGCCAUGCCCCGCGUUUCGAAAUUUGCCCGGGCUCAGACGGUGCGUUUCAAGGACAUGGUCGCAACUCCAACCAACAUCGCCCUCCUGCUCGGCUUCGCGGUCAGUAUGCCGGUCUCUGUGGGCCUCAACUACACCCGCGCCUACACCCUGAACGAGACCAUCUUCAAGACGGACAUCAACUCACGGACGGAGGCCUUGUCACGACUGGCCGCCAUCCCGGUGGUGUGCGCCUCCAUCAACUGGUUCGUGCAGCACCUUCGGAAGACUGUAUUCUUCUGGGAGAGACGGAACGAAGACAGGUUUCUGCCCCUCUACACUGGCCGGCACAGCUGGUGGGACUUGUGGUCUCUGGGCCCCAUGACUAUGGCAUCCCUGUUUCUGAUACGGAAUGCUUGCUGCCACAUGCUGGAGGACCACGUGGCUGAGCAGGUUUACUUCUGCUUCACUGGUGGCAUGGUGCUUCUGGCAGUUUACGGCUACUUCAUGGUGCUGGACAAGAUCGACGACAACGUGCAGAACAUGAUCAUGGACCAGGAGAUCAUCAACCAGAGCAAGUGCGUCCAGAAGAUGCAGGACAUAGUGACCAAGAACACGCGGACCCACAAGAAGGAUCGGGACAUCGUGUACAGCUUCGCGCACACGCACACGGUUCCCGCCAAGGUUCUUCACUAUAUCUGGUCGAUCUACUACCUUGUAGGCAAGAUCCUGGGCGCGCUGAUCGUGAUCGCCUACUUCGCGCAAAUCGACGCGGACACAAUCAACCGCUUCGUUCUCGGCAGUCUGCUCCUGUCCGGAGCUGCCUCGGGCGGCUUCAUGCUGGAGCUUGGACCGAGCACGAUCAGCCUUCUGCGAAUAGCCCUCUACAAGCCUUUCUACGUCGGGGAUCUUGUCACACUCAACCACACUGGGGCAUCUGGGAUGCAGAAUGCCCUCGUCGGCUUCGUCGAGAACAUCACCAUGAUGUAUGUGGUGAUCCGAAACUUCGAGAUGAAGCAGGUCUGGGUCAGCCACAAGGCCUUCAACGAGCUGAUCAUCCAGAAUUGGACUCGAAGGCCCACCAAGACGGUCCUGCUGAACAUCGGGAUCAGCACGCGCAGCCCCCUGCAGAAAGUCCAGAGGCUGCAGGAGUUCGGCAAGCGCUGGAUCAAGGAGUCGCCGGACAUUCAGCAGGACAACUACCAGAAGUGCCACAUCACGUCGACGAGUAAUGGCUACAACAUCGAGAUCAUUUUCUUCCCCAUGGUGGGCGUGUCCCAUAGGCAGAUCCGGCAGAAGUUUCUCAUCGCCUUCAUGGAAGCGGCCCAGCGGCUGAAUGUGCCGUUCGUCCCGCUCCAAAUCGUGCAGAACUUCUGCGAAGACGUGGAUCCAGGGGGCGUCGAGGCAAUGUCGGCGGCUACCUCUGUUGCCAAGGAGGUGGGGCUGGACGACCUGAUGCCAGAUCCGAACGACCGGCUGGAGAGGGGAAAGGAGUGA
Messenger RNA from Symbiodinium natans, 1749 nucleotides. The record is from the annotation of a GenBank genome assembly. Lineage: Eukaryota; Dinophyceae; Suessiales; Symbiodiniaceae.